Messenger RNA from Bacidia gigantensis, 1128 nucleotides. RefSeq lists its product as uncharacterized. Bases 1 to 1128 code for a protein of 375 amino acids. The record is from RefSeq and is a predicted model, not a curated record. Lineage: Eukaryota; Fungi; Ascomycota; Lecanoromycetes; Lecanorales; Ramalinaceae. The transcript has 2 exons.
AUGUCUCUUGACAGACUCCGGUCAUUUCACGCCGAGCUGGCGGAGGCCAAGAGCGUGCUGAGUCUUGUCAAGUCGAAAAGUCAGAAAUGUGGACCUUUGAAGCCACCCACUUCGCUAGGCUCAAAGCAAAACAUGGAAGAUAAAUCGUGCCGAAGCUCUCUGGACGUAGAAUGCGGGUCUACCAUCUCCGACACUGAGAUCGGACAGCCUAUGUCUUCAGAUUCCACUGCCAGCAUGCCAUCCAUCAACAAGCUGAACAGAGCGGCAGUAUUCGCGGAAUAUGCAAAUCUUUGUGCUACACGACGUGAUCCAGCCACACGAGGAUUAGUAACGGAUCGUGAGCUCGAAGAAGCACUCGAGGCUUGCAAGCGCAUCGACACCAGAGACGAACAGACGAGAGCUUUGGCCAAAUUCUCCUCUGCCAUACAGAGUGCGUCGAAGGAACAUGUUGUACACCCUAAACCUAAUCUAGAGCACGUCGAGCAAAUGCCAAUGCCCAACUUUACUCGUUACCGCGCCGAGAACUCUGGCAUUUGCCCUCCUGCAGCGUCGCCCGCUGCACAACCCUCUCCAAUAGCUAGCCUGCAGCCUAAAGCAUCUUCGAACCAGAGCGUCGACAACCAGAGCCGUCGCAGUUACCUCGCGCAUUACCCUCCCCCCACAUCAGGUCCUAAGACCCGAAACGACAUCUUCAACGCUCAGCCCACACCACAGAUCCUUCCCCAGACCACUGCUGUCCAUUCCGCGACUCCAAAGUCGGAAACCUAUCCUCGCGACUUUGUGAAUGAUGCAAUGAAAGCCUUGAGCACGGAUGCAAAGCCCCUCGAGACUUUAAGGAAGAAAUACAGCGAAGAGACGAUGAAAAGGAUGGGGUUCUCGGAAGAGGCGAAAAGCAAUUCAGAGCAAGCUUCCUGCCGCACUUCACCCACCCAACUUUUCCAGGACGUGACAGAGCAAAGGAAAAAUGGGGAUUGGCGUGCUGACAUCGAUACACAAAAAGGACUCGAUAAUGAAGACUGGGACGUCAUUCAUUCCGGAAACCCAGGAGGGAAUGAAGUAGAUGUGAAAAAGGAGGAUGCGGUGGAUGACGAGUGGGAAGUGGUCAAUAAAGAUGAUAAGAUGGACUAA